Molecule: messenger RNA, 882 nt
Organism: Lottia gigantea (owl limpet)
Lineage: Eukaryota; Metazoa; Mollusca; Gastropoda; Lottiidae
Exons: 1
Coding region: 1-882 (293 amino acids)
Cellular component (GO): membrane
Molecular function (GO): hexosyltransferase activity
Source: RefSeq, a predicted model, not a curated record
AUGUAUUUUAUCGUGUUGUUUAUUUCAUAUAUAUUGUGUGCGAGAAUAUAUUACCUAUAUUAUUUUUCACCGAGUUCAAAAGUCAUCUCAAAUUUUUAUCUAAAUGAAACCAUCCAAAAUCAAGAUUUCUGCGAAAAACAACCACCAUAUUUGACAAUUCUGGUAUUCAGCAUAGCAGAAUGUAUAGAUAAGAGGCAGGUUAUUCGAGAAACCUGGGGAAAUGUCAACCACUACCCGGAAAAAAUGAAACGGUUUAAAGUAUUGUUUCUUCUGUUUAAACGACCUUCUAUUAUUUUAAAUGAUAAGGUUAAAUCAGAGGGUGAAAUGUAUAAGGAUAUUCUCUUGUUUGAUUUUACCGAGUCAUAUUUUCAUUCAAUGUACAAAAUAAUGAGUGGCUACAUAUGGAUACAGGAACAUUGUCCAGGAACACAAUUUAUCGCCAAGGCAGACGACGACGUACUUUUAGACAUUGUCAUGUUAUUGAACAAAUUAUACCAAAACAUGGACAAAAAGGAUGAAGCAAUCUUUGGAUCUAGUGUGAAGUUUGGACACACCAAAAGAUUCGGAAAACACCCUGUCUCCUAUAAAGCAUAUCCCUUUAUUAUGUACCCUCGUUAUUGUAUUGGACCUUUGUAUGUUAUGUCGUCUGAAAUGGCCUUUCGGACUAUCCAUCCAUCUUCUCGGUUGACCUUUGUUUGGCCUGAGGAUGUGUUUCUGACAGGUAUUGUAAGAGAGGUGUUAAAGUUUAAUAUCAUUGAACUAAAAUUGGAAGAGAAUGUAAAUAGUAGUGAAUUCCCAUCCAAUGUAUCAGUAGCAUUUUAUGAACUGAAGCCAAGUGAAAUUCGAGACACGUGGACCAAACUACAAAAUAAAGAUGUAUAA